Molecule: messenger RNA, 845 nt
Organism: Malus domestica (apple)
Lineage: Eukaryota; Viridiplantae; Streptophyta; Magnoliopsida; Rosales; Rosaceae
Product: NADH dehydrogenase [ubiquinone] 1 alpha subcomplex subunit 6
Biological process (GO): response to oxidative stress
Source: RefSeq, a predicted model, not a curated record
GAAACGACUCCGUUUGGCUCGUGGUCACCACAUUGAUAACCUUCCCAGCUAGACCAGAAUUGGGCGAGUGACAAGUUAACGUAGCCAUCGGGGCGAGUAGAGCGAGGCGGAAGAACUCAGUGAGUCGAGUUUUGGGUUUUCGGAGGAAGAAAUGUCGUUUAUUCAGCGGGCAGUGAAGGUGCCACCGAACUCGGCGUCUCUGGACGAAGCCAGGCACCGAGUCUUCGACUUCUUCAGGGCCGCCUGCAGAUCCAUCCCCACCAUCAUGGACAUCUACAACCUCGACGACGUCGUUGCGCCCUCUCACCUCCGCUCCGCCGUCGCCUCCGAGAUCCGCAAGAACGCCUCCGUCACUAACCCUAAGGUCAUCGAUAUGCUGCUCUUCAAGGCAAUGGAAGAGUUGAAUAACAUCACCGAGCAUGCAAAGCAGCGACACCACAUCAUUGGCCAGUAUGUGGUUGGUCACCAAGGGCUUGUCCAGGAUUUGGGCACCAAAGAUCAGGGGGCCUCUGCUUUUCUCAAAGAUUUUUAUAAGAGCAAUUAUUUUUGAAUCUCCGCUAUUCCCUGGAUUGUGCUUCCGUGGGACUUUGCUUUCGGGGCUGUUAAAUAAAGGUGUACUUGACAAUUUUUUUGCAUCUUUCUGUUGGAUAUAGAUCGUCAAGGUCACUGGGUCAAACCUCAGUUGCUGUUGUUUAAGAAGUCAUUAAUGUUUUGACAAAUGAAGAAACAAGAUAACAGUUAUGUCAUUGGAUGAGCAUUGUAGCUUAUUUUGCUGUUUUUUUUUUAUGCUGUAAGGUUCUUUUGAGAGCCUUUCUCUGAGUUUAUAAUCUUUUCUGCGUGCCUUA